Molecule: messenger RNA, 2921 nt
Organism: Choloepus didactylus (southern two-toed sloth)
Lineage: Eukaryota; Metazoa; Chordata; Mammalia; Pilosa; Megalonychidae
Product: immunoglobulin lambda-1 light chain-like
Exons: 10
Coding region: 135-1064 (309 amino acids)
Source: RefSeq, a predicted model, not a curated record
CCCCUCCUUUACCUCACCGUGUUCCAUUCAGGCGACAGACCCUGUGAGCCUUCUGUGAUUGGCAAGAUGCUUCUCAGAGAAUCAAAGAGCUGAUUGGGGCUGAUUACCACAGGCAUGAACGUGUCACUGAGAACAUGUUGAUUCAGAGGAGGGACAGCCUGAGGGUGAGUUGGAAGGCAGAGCUGUCCCUGAGUGGAACCAUGCAGAGGAUCUGCUCCCUCAUCCAUCUCACCCUCUUCUGGGCAGGAGUCAUGUCAGCAGUUGUGUUGGUGCCUCAAAAGCAAGUAGUGACUGUGUCUGUGGGAGAGUCUGUCACCCUCAAAUGCUCCAUGGAAGGAGACACAAUCAGUAAAUACUACAUGUACUGGUACCGGAAGACCCAGGACAACCUGCUGACUUUCAUAUACCGAGAAGGGAACCACUACGGUCCUGGUUUCCAGAACAGGUUCCACGGCAACAAUGAUGCUUCAGGCAACCAGGCUGUUCUUGAGAUUCAUGAGGCAUCAUUGAGAGAUGAAGGAUCUUACUACUGUGUCUCAGAGAGACUGGGUUCCACGGGAUUACAAUUCAUCUUUGGAACCGGGACUCAGCUCAUUAUGGAACCAAAAAGUCAGCCUCCAACCAAACCAUCGAUUUUCCUUAUGAAAAAUGGGACCAAAGUCGCUUGUCUGGUGAAGGAUUUCUAUCCCAAGGAUGUCAUUAUAAAUCUUGAAUCAUCCAAAAAGAUAACGGAAUUUGACCCUACUGUCGUCCUCGCUGCCAAUGGGAAGUACAGCGCCGUCAAGCUUGGUCAGUAUGAAGAUCCAGAUUCAGUGACAUGUUCAGUUCGACACAACAAUGAACUUCUGCAAUCCACUGACUUUGAAUUAAAGUCAACUUCUUCAGGUACUAUAGAACCAACAGAACCUGAAGAAGAACACCAAAGUUCAGAGAGCUGCUAUGAACCCAAAGUGCAAGCCAGGAAGGUGAACAUGAUGUCUCUCAAGCUGCUGGGGCUAAGAGUGCUGUUUGCCAAGAGUGUUGCCAUCAAUUUUCUCUUGACUGCCAAGUUACUUUUCUUUUAAGGAUGACUGGCGUGAGGAGACUAUACUCCCUGAAAGCCUACAAAGAUGCUCUCUCCUAGCUUUCACCUUCUCAGGGACUCAAGUUGGCCUGUCCCAGCCUAGCUUAAAGGGCCACUGCCCAAACCAGUUGUGCUUUGAAAGACAGAAACCCAGAUCAUCCUUCAGCCAUGUAGAAGGACAAAAAUCCUGGGAAGAAGGGAUUAGUGGUCCUAACUGCAUAAAUGCCACUUUUUAAAGGGAUAUAAGACUCAUGUUUUUACUCUUACAACUGAUAUACUUAGGAAAUGGAGUUUUGUUCCUUUUUCCUUUCUUUGCCUCCAGAGGUAGAUCCAUUCUUGAGGAGGAAAAUAGGUCUUGGGGGAGAGAGAACAUGCUUACCUAAACAUGAAAGAUUCUGCACAACCCAGUACUAAAUAUGCCCCCAAUCCACUAGUCUCUUCCUCCUCUUCCUGUGGCUUGUCCCACCUUCUGUGCUUGCUUCUGUAGCCACUUUUGCAGGGUUGGGGGGAUGGACCAAAAUUUUCAUCACUUUCUGGUUUUCCUAGUAACAUCACAAACAAAAUCACAUUCGAUUUCCCUAAUAUUCUGAGAGCAGUCAAUGGGAUUUUUAAAACCUCUACUGCAUAUUCUUCAGGCUACUGGCAGAGAUCAGAAUAAAAUACAGAGGAUAAGGCACCCCGUUCUAUUAAUUGACUUAACAACCAUGAAUUCAAAGCCUUUAAAUUCCAGGCACUCUGGCGAGGGUACAAAGAUGAGUAAGAUAUAGGCCCUGCCUUCUAGUCAUUUUGGAGGAAAGGAUAGAAAUGAGACCACUAGAUUUCCCCCAUACAAAAACUGUAUUUAUUGGUUUUGCCUGAAUUUGUGCCCAGAGAGUGUGAGAUGGUUGGAUGCUGACUCUUUCACUGGUUGCCUGCUGUACAUCUCAGAUCAUGACUGUUGCAUUUAUUAAACUGCACCCUGUGCACCUUGCCUCUGGCUUUGCUCAUUGCAGACCACCACGGAAGGAGAGUGGCCUCUGUGCACUCUCUGUUAAUGAAAUAGAUGCCAAACUGAGCUUCUAGGUCACACCACAGCUUCCUGAGCCCCAAGCCUAUAGGCUCCUGCCUUGGGGACCAGCCCUCGGUUUCCUGCUGUGGCCACUACAGCAAUAGCAGCAGCAGCAGCAGAGCCCCAGGUGUCACUGGGGAACUCGGGUCCUCCUGCCACAGCUGGGUCACAACCCUCUCAGGUGCACCCACUCAGUGAGCAGAGCCCUGGCAUCCCCUUACCAUGGUACCUAUGACACCUAGCUGGGGUGUCAGCAGGGGUUUUUGAGGUUACAAAUGGAAGAAUAAUCAUCACCAACAACUCCCCCUGCCUAACCAACUGCAAAUUCACACACCAUGUCUUCAUGGCCCAAAGAAAAGAUAGGGCACCAUAGCACUAUCAGUCCAUGGAUUUAGGACAGUCUACAUGGAUAAGCCAGGUCCUUCUAGGAAAAACAAUAAAUGAUUCUGCACAACUUCACCUCAAAUGUAUUAAAAAAAAUAACUAUUUCCACAACAUUACCAUUCAUUACCUUAGGUAACAUUAGGAUGUUUCUCUGAAGUUGCUAGAAAUGAAAAGAUCACUUAACCUCAUUUUUCAGAUAAAAAAAUUCAUGCAAAAAGUAUGCAUCGUAUCCAAAGCCAACAAUAUUGCUGGAAGCAGAACUGAGGCUAUCAUGAAUGUCAGUCAAAAGUUCAUUUUAUAAGAGCACAUUACAUCCCCAAAUGAGAACCUAGUCUCCAUAUGACUGUCUGCAAGGUUGUCCUUCAGGGCUGUCCUAUAUUUAACAUAUAAUUGAGCCACCCUCUGAUUCACUUCUGAUCAUCAGAA